AUGGGAGCCGCCCUACCUAAGAGUAUAUCUGUCUCUCUGUCGACGCUUGCUUCGACUGCUUAUAACACAUUCUCUCACUCCAUAUCUAUCUAUCUAUCUAUCUAUCUAUCUAUCUAUCUAUCUCAUUCUGUUCAUAUCUAUCUAACUAUCCAUCUAUCUAUCCCAGUCUGUUCAUAUCUAUCUAUCUAUCUAUCUAUCUAUCUAUCUAUCUAUCUAUCUAUCUAUCUAUCUCAGUCUGUUCAUAUCUAUCUAACUAUCCAUUUAUCUCACUAUAUAACAUCUAUCAAUCUACCGACCUACCUAUCUAUCUAUCUAUCUAUCUAUCUAUCUAUCUAUGUUAUCUAUAUCUAUCUAUAUAUGUCUAUUCAUUUCUUUCUAUCUAUAUAUGUCUAUUCAUAUCUAUCUAUCUAUCUCAUUCUGUUCUUAUCUAUCUAUCUAUCCAUCUAUCUAUCUCAGUCUGUUCAUAUCUAUCUAUCUAUCUAUCUAUCCCAGUCUGUUCAUAUCUAUCUAUCUAUCUAUCUAUCUAUCUCAGUCUGUUCAUAUCUAUCUAACUAUCCAUUUAUCUCACUAUAUAACAUCUAUCAAUCUACCGAUCUAUCUAUCUAUCUAUCUAUCUAUCUAUCUAUCUAUCUAUACAUAUCUAUCUAUCUAUCUAUCUCUGUAAGUUUUCUCAACUUUCCAAAUUCUUUUUGUCUUUCUCUAUCUCUCUCCCUCUCUUUCUCUCUUUCUUAG
This is a messenger RNA of Acanthosepion pharaonis, 732 nucleotides long. The record is from the annotation of a GenBank genome assembly. Lineage: Eukaryota; Metazoa; Mollusca; Cephalopoda; Sepiida; Sepiidae.